AACUUUGUUACUCCAUUACUAAAAUUGAUUUACUCACAUACCGAUCUUCGCAACCGGUAUUAUUAUGCACCAAUGAAGCUAUCGCGACGAUGGUUCGGCUGACAUAAAUUGAGUAUUAGAACACUAUACAGCUCAGCGUUUGCAGACCAUGUUUCCCAACCCGUCUUUAAGUUGUGUCUUGACGCUUUUCUCUUUUGCCCUAUUACUUUCCCGUGUUACUUUAACAAAUGGUCAAGAGAGCACUCCUAUUUCCUCCUGUAGUCAAACCUUCACUGGAAUGGACAGUGGAGUAAUACUCAGCCCCGGUUUUCCAGAUACCUAUGCAGAUGAUGAAUUCUGCAAUUAUGCAGUCGUAGUUCCUUCCGACAAACAAGUCAAUUUGACUUUUAUUCUUGCCGCGUUAGAACAACGUAAAGAACAGCUACUGGAUUACAUUGUGAUAUUCGACGGUGUGGACUGCAUGUCCAAGAGAAUUGCGGCUGUGGUUGAUACCAGCACUCCAACUUUCAUUUCCAGUGGCAACAGCUUGGUCGCUCUCUUCAGUUCAGAUGCGACACAUCGCAGGAGUCCAUUCGUAGCUGAGUUUUCUACAGUCACUGGGCAAACUCCAACGGAACCAGUUUCGCCACCGCCUGUUAAUUACAUAUUGGCAAAGUGUGGUCAGGAGAUUAACGAUGAAUCUGGAAGCCUUUCAUACAGAGGAGAGCUAGGUUGGAAUCAUUUGUGUAUCUGGAAGAUAUCCGUCGGUACUGGAAAGAAGAUACAUCUCAACUUUACCACCAUACGUAUAACCUAUGGUGGCAGUUGGCUACGUGUUUUGGAUGGGGGUGAUUGCGCUGCACCCACAAUCUACUUCAGACCUGGAUUAGCAAGUGUCCGUGACGUGGAGUUAAUUUCUACAUCUAAUUCACUAAUGAUCGUAUAUGCUGCACUAGCUGGAAGGAUAACAGAUCGACUUGAGUUGUCGUAUUACACUGAGAAUACCGGUGGUCGACUACAUGCUGAUUGCAAAACGCUUUCCAUGGUCUUCGCAACUAUGAUUCUCACUGCAGCAGCGCGUUGUUCUACUCACAUUUGAAAACUGCUGGAUUGAAUUUACAUAUCACCUUUUAUUCAUGUCACGAAAAUCAUUGUAUUUAGUACUUACAGUUGCUAUUUAUCUGGUUUUUCCAUACAUGUACCUAAAAUCCAAAUAAAGCACGCUUGUCAACAGU
This is a messenger RNA of Dicrocoelium dendriticum, 1214 nucleotides long. NCBI's taxonomy places the organism in Eukaryota, Metazoa, Platyhelminthes, Trematoda, Plagiorchiida, Dicrocoeliidae. The record is from the annotation of a GenBank genome assembly.